Jatropha curcas is the source of this 1895-nucleotide messenger RNA. Its product is annotated as Disease resistance-responsive (dirigent-like protein) family protein. Lineage: Eukaryota; Viridiplantae; Streptophyta; Magnoliopsida; Malpighiales; Euphorbiaceae. The record is from RefSeq and is a predicted model, not a curated record.
UGUGUUUUUGUUUGUGUGCAUGUAACUCCGCCUGUGUGGAAUCACAUAGCCGGUCCCAAGCCCGGACAAAGGAGGAGGGUUGCAAUUGGAAGUGCACUUAUUAUUGUUGUUGGGUUUAGUGGUGCUUCUUUAUAUUUGUGGGUUUACUGUGGGUGUUGGAUAUUUUCCUGUCGUAGAAGGCGCAGGACAUUCCAGCUUGGCAGAAGAAGUUUUGUCAAGCUGUCUGUUCUUUUAAAUUUACUGUUGUUUUUCUGAUGGUAAUGAAGCGUGUAAAAGGUAUGCUUUUUUAGUCUUGGCCUUGAUAUUUGGUCAAAGGAAGGAAGCUAAAACUGCGGGGCAAGUUGAAAGAAAGUCGGACGCAGCGGUGGAGGGCACAGAAUGUAACUGUUGAAAUUGUGGUGUUUGUAUUUGAAGUUCGGUUAAUUAUUUGGUUUAGUUAUUGUAUUUUUUGGUUAAUUUUGCUACUGUAUUUGUUUUUAAAGGUUGAUAAUGUUAUCGUUUCAGAGAAGAAAAGAUGAUGUUAUUGUAUUAUGUGUUUUCCUAAUCUGGUUAAUUUUAACUACUGUUCCGAGUUUGUUUGGCAUUCCUUUAAACAAUGCCAUGCCAGGGGGAAAAAAAAAGAAGAAGAAAAAAAAGUCAAAUGGUGCUAGAUUUUGGUAGUAGGUUGCCAAAUGCUGAAUUUUUUUGGUUUAUAUCAAACGAUCAUGCAAUGGAUUUGGAAAGAACUCUUGAAAUUAUACAUCGUCAAUUUUACUGACAAUGAAUUUUAUUGUUGAUAUGGGUUUAAUGUUCAGUCUCUUCCUCAAAAACAUAUAUAAAGACAAAGUAAAAAGGAAAAACUAUACGUGUAUAAAGCCAACUGUACUGGGUUUAUCCAACACGAUAUGCAAAUUCAAUUCGAGUGAAUGCCAUUGGCUAUUCAUUAUGACAUUGAUGGAGUUGGUAAAAUCCUAUUCUUAACUGCAUGCUGGUUUAGGAACGGCUAAUGUAUUAGGUGGCUUAAACCAAAUACGAAAUAAUACUCUUUAAGAACCAAAAUCCGAAGACAAACAUAACAUAAUUCCGUACAUGAUGCGGUGCAGGAUCGUAUUCUGUGUUGCAGUUUUCUUAGCGAUUCUGUUAGUAAUUCUCCUAUCCUUCUUAUCUCCAUCUCCAAUACCUCAUAAAAGUUCAUCCAGGUCUUGGUUUGCUUUGUCACUUUACAUUCAACAACCUCAAAUUCCGAGCUCUAAUGUUCAUCCAGCCGCGCAAUCCAAUCCUGGGGCGUUUAUUUUCCAUCGGAUCCUUACAGAAGGACCUGAGAACACUUCACGGACCAUUGGAAAGGCUCAGGGCUUCAUAAUUCCUAUUCAACAUUUUGCAGAUUCCGCAUUUAAUAUUAUUCAUCUUACCUUCGAUACACCUCGUUACUCUGGUACGCUGAGCGCGCAGGCCAAACAUAUUGCACAUAAAGAUAGAGAAGAACUUGAAGUGGUUGGAGGAACUGGUUACUUCGCUUUUGCUCGCGGGCUUGCUGUUUUUACACAGACUGAUGGAUUGUUAACCUCUGAUGUAGAUGCUGCUUAUCAAAUAAAGCUUCAGCUUAGAUUUCCUGAUCGUUCUCAAACAAUUCCGGUAUAAAGCAGCGCUUUUAAUUGUUUGAUUUCAUUGUUGGAAAUAAUUUUAAAUUGUCAACUGAGAUUUUCCACUCCAGUUAUGUUGCAUGGUUGGAUGAUAGAAAUAUAGAGUUUGAUUGCUUGAAUUUUCAUGUACCAUUCGUCUCAUAAAAUAAAGAUGAGAAUUUGCAUAUAAACAAACAAAAACAAAAGGACAAUAGGUAAAGAUUUUGUACAACUUAGUAUUAAAAUGUACGUAGAACCUGACAAUAUACUUAAAAAAAAAAAAAAAAAAAAAAA